AUGGCGUCUAUGACAGUGUUAGGGAUUUUUGUAUGGAUACACUUGUUUUCCUUCGUUAGACUACAGAUACAGCAGGAACCUUCCAUUGAUUAUAUAGCUCCAAAAGACUGCGCAGUGGGUCAGAGCGAUCUCUUCCAUGAAUUCUUUGACUUUUCCUCCAUGUCGUGUGUGAAGUGUGCUGAUAAUAGCACGGUGCAAACAUCGAGCGAUGAUCGAUUUAACUGUAUAUGCAGGCCAGGUUACAGAUAUAUUAUGAACUUUGGUGGACGAAAGGUGAAGUGCGAGAAAUGUGCAACCUCAGAGAUUGUUUCUGAUGAUGGAUGGGAGUGUUUGAAAUCAACUGCCAAAUCAUGUGGUAACAGAGAGGUGUUUGUUGAACGAGAAAUUGAUGGUGCGUGGAACAUAACAGAGACUAAAGUGUGCAAAGCCUGUUUUGUGAACACCUCGUUAAAUGCAGCCCAAGACAGAUGCAUUCGCUGCAGUGACUUUUUAUACAUAAGACCCGAACUCACCGCCUGUACCUGUGAUUCUGAGACUAAUGCUGCUGGAGGACUAUGUUUUAAGAAGGACGAUGCUGUUGUUACCAGUGGAAGCCAGAUGUUUGAGAUUCCCCUUGUGGGACAGGGUACUUCAACUUCGUCAUUUUAUUUUUUGGAGAACAUACAAGCAGCAGAAGUUCUGUGUCGGAGGUACCGGAAGUUUACGUCAUGUCAGCAGUUGGCCAACAUGUGUGUUCUACUGCUGUACGACGUCGGCUCCUCGCAGACUGGCAGUAAGCAAGCCUGCACAUUCUUCUCAAAAAUACAAGAUCCUCUGAAUGAGAUCUACAAACCCAUGUUGUUCUACACCGGGAAGGCUGACGAUGCUGUGAUCAAUAACGACAUACCCACGUCGUACACAUUCACCCCGGCGUCAGUGUUGAAGUAUACGCUAGCCGCGUACAACAUUGACGGGAACUUCCUGGGAAUGAAGAGUGUCACGGGGGGACUGUUGCAGCUGUGCAAUGACUCGGAGAAGAAACUCAAUGCAGCAUUCCGGUUUGGAACAGUGUAUUCACAGUCGUGCAGCAUCACGGCCAAAACGCUGUGGGAUCAGUCAGUUUACCCCCUGGUGUUCUAUGAUCCUUAUUUGGAGUACACAGAGAGUGGGAAGAAAAAGCUGUACAAGAUCCCAGUUCUCGUGACCAACUAUCGAGAUACCAGCAGCCGUAAGCCAAAUGAAGGUGAUAUGGACAAAUGGAAGCUGGUGAGACGUUUUUUCAUGGUCGAUAAUGUAGCAACAAUACCAAAAGCGGCAGAUCCUGCACUGCAGUCUGUUAAAAAUGCUUCCUAUGUGCGGUAUGUGAAGUCGAUGACGUUGGUCGUGGUACUCCAGGGUGGGACCACUGAGGGAAAGAUAAACCCUCCCUAUAUGAGAAUCACCUAUGGAGAAGUAGAAAGCACGGCCGCAGCGAAGGGUGCGGAGGUUCAGGUAUCGUUUCGAGUGACGUAUGACAUGGAUCAGUCUAAGUACAACCGUAACUUCCAGAUUGCGACAGGGACGCUGUGUACGCUGGGGGUCCUCUACGCUGGUUACCGUGCCUGGGUCUGGUCGAAGCGUGACGGGCGAAUCGCCAUCGAUUUCCCGACCAUCAUCAACUUCAUAUGCUACCUCGCGGCCUCUCUGUCGAAUGUCAUGUUCGUCGUAACGUUUGGAAUCGCUUUCUAUUGGCUCAUCUUUUAUAAGCGUCAAGAUGCGGUGUUUCUCGUUCAUCCAACAGGAAUGGCUGUCCAGGAGUGGAGGGGUCUCUUUGGUUCAGCGUUUGCCCUCAAGUGUCUUAGUAUUCUGCACCUCAUAUUCUCACAGUGUUUCAUCGAUAUCUUCUUCAUUGACUGGGAGCGGCCUAAAAGCGGCGAGAAGAACCGGAAGAGCGACGGGAGCUUGGUGUCGAUAUGGCGGACAUAUUUUGUGGCCAAUGAGUGGAACGAGCUGCAGACCAGUCGGAAGAUCAACAAUAUUUUCCAGAUUUUCUCCGUCGUCUUCUUCCUGAGCGUGGUGGGCUUUGAGAACGUCACGACAAUGGACCCCAAUGGUCAGGUGAUCAAGGACAGCUCCGACUACCGGGCUCAAGAAAGUGAAAUCUACAGAUACGCCGUCGCCGCACUCACCUACAUUCUUGUUGCAUUAGUCCAGUGGCUGUUCUACACGUUCUUCUACGAACAGUUCAUCGAGGACCGCGUGGGUCAGUUUGUCGACCUGUGUUCCAUGUGCAACAUCAGCAUCUUCAUCCUGGCCAACGCCGAAUACGGCUACUACAUCCACGGCCGCUCCGUUCACGGCCGCUCCGACACAGACAUGAAGGAAAUGAGCGAGAUGCUCAAGAAGGAAGAGAAUAACCUUGUGGGCCGGCGAGGUUUGGAACCCGACACUGACGAACAGACGUUUCAAAUGCGGAUUCCUAAAACUCUCCGAGAAAAGUACAGGAACGCAUUUCAGUCCAUGGCGCUGGCCAAUAUGAACCGACAGCAGAGUGAUGCCACCCGUUACGAGUCGUACAGCGCCAUUAACAGACUUCUUGCAGCCUUCAUUGACCAUUCAUUACGGAAUAUAGAUUACACCGUAAGACCAAAGACUUGGUUAGAAGGCAUCAUGGAUACAGAGUUCAUUGACAUCACAGCUGAAAAAGGAAUUCUUUAUAAUGAUAAUGGUCACUCGUUUGAUAAGGUACUGUUUUUUGGACAUGAGUUUACGCUGAUUACCUUUGAAAUUCUACUGUUUUGCACUGUCGAUAUGUUAUGGAACAGCUACAUAUUGGCUGGAGUCUUGACGUAUGUCAUUUCAGAAUUUGUUAGUAUGGUCCGUGAAAGUGGAGGAAAGAGAAAUAUUGUGCGGAAGACACUGGUGGAUAAGAGAUUUUUGAUUUAAUCACACAUUCAGUGCUUGCCAUUCCUUUUGAAAACGGGUCAAAUAUUGUUUCACAAUCGAUUCAGAAAUAUCGCGGUCUGAGAGCCGUAAUCUAGUUUCUUUUGAAUACAGGUCAAUAUUGUUUCAGUGUCAAUUCAGAAAUAUCACGGUCUGAGAGCCUUAAUCUAGUUUCUAUUGAAUACAGAUCAAUAUUGUUUCAGUGUCAAUUCAGAAAUAUCACGGUCUGAGAGAGCCUUAAUCUAGUUAAAAGCUGUAGCUUCUAAUACAAAACCAACACCACUACAGCUUCCACCUCUGUACAAAGUUCGGCUAAAUACACAAUGUAUUUAACUAUUGACCUGUCUUGAUUCAUAAGAAGCUGAUAUCAUGAAAGCGUAAUUUGCAUGUGACCUACAUGUUGAUUAGCCUAUACAUUACAAUAAACAUGUUAAAAAGGUGUUGCACUGUGAGAGAAAAAAAGUGGACAAUAUAUUAAGAAUGCUUAAAUAAUCGUUAUUAAAACUGAGAUCAUUGUGCAUGUAACUGACUUUCAUAGACAGUUCUCAUUGUCUGUUGUUUUUUGUGCAUGAUUGUCAGUAGAGUGAUCUGCCCGUGUGAUAUUGGUACAUGUUGGUUCAUAGCCAUUCCACUUGUAAUAACUGUAAUAUCUCUUACAUUGCCUUGACAUAUACAUGUAGGUUAUAUACAUUAUCAUGGCACUUAAGGGCAAGAUUGCUGGCCUGUCCAUCAGGGCUAUAUUUCCAGGAAAGAAAUUUAAAAAAAACUGUAAAAAAAUUAAGAAUCAAAAUAAAUAAAAUAAAGCGAACUAAUUGCAGAAAGACAUCACUGUGACCUUACUAUGUGGAGUAUGAGUUGAGCCUGUCUUGGUCAGGACUCAUGUUGGUGUUUAAAUCUGCAUUUGUGGUACAAUGGAUGAUCGGUUUUAAAUACUUGUACUUCAGUAUGUUUAUUUUUUAAAUAUCCAUGAGAUUGGAUUUAAAUAUCUGACGUGCUGUCAGUAGUAUUUUUAAUUAGCAUUUUAACUAUUUAUUACUAUGAAAUCACUUUUAUUUGUGGUGGUUAAUUUGUGGAUUAGUGCCAUCAACAAAGUUAACAACGAAAAUAUAAUACAUGUAAACAUAUACAAAUUUAUGAUACUACCUUUUUGAUCCAUAAACUUAAGUACCCAAUGAAGUCUGUAUUUAACAAAAUCAAGAAAAUUUAAACCCACGGAAAUAAAGGAUAAAUUCACUGUAUUUGUAUAAUUUGUAUACUUUAAACUGAGUGCUAGAGUGAAUUUGUUUUCUGUAACCAUUGAUUUAUAAUAUUGCCACAAAUGAAAUUGUUUUAAACCAUAUUAUGACAUAAUUUCUUUUACAUUUGACCAAAUACACACACAAAAAAAAUAUAUAAUGUUUAAAUUUGUUUUUUGUAACGUGAUUGAUUUAUAAUAUGGGCCACACAUGAAAUUGUUUCAAACCAUAUUAUGACAUAAUUUCUUUUACAUUAAACCACAUACACACAAACACACAUGCAUGCACACACACACACACACAUAC
Gigantopelta aegis is the source of this 4442-nucleotide messenger RNA. RefSeq names its product meckelin-like. NCBI's taxonomy places the organism in Eukaryota, Metazoa, Mollusca, Gastropoda, Neomphalida, Peltospiridae. The transcript has 22 exons. Gene Ontology annotation, cellular component: MKS complex; ciliary transition zone. Bases 1 to 2904 code for a protein of 967 amino acids. Gene Ontology annotation, biological process: cilium assembly. The record is from RefSeq and is a predicted model, not a curated record.